GGAAGGAAAGACAAUCGAGUGGAAUCUUUUUAUGUGUUGAUGUUCGAGAUGUUGCAUAUGGACAUAUUCAAGCAUUUGAGAUUCCUUCCGCUAAUGGCAGAUACUGUUUGGUUGAGACAGUAACAUACUAUUCCGAAAUGCAAAAGAUAUUACACAAGCUUUAUCCUACUCUCAACCUUCCAGAAAAAUAUACAGAUGAAAAGCUUGUUGUCCCACCAUACCAGGUAUCCAAGGAAAGGGCAAAAAGUUUGGGCAUUGAUUUCGUUCCUCUUGAGGUGAGCCUUAAGGACACCGUAGAAAGCUUGAAAGAGAAGAAAUUUCUGAGUUUCUAAAUUGUAAUAUUCACAAGCAAUGUAAAUACAUAUGAGUGUUGUACUUUCAUGUUUUUAUCUUGUAAAGU
Ilex paraguariensis (yerba mate) is the source of this 400-nucleotide messenger RNA. NCBI's taxonomy places the organism in Eukaryota, Viridiplantae, Streptophyta, Magnoliopsida, Aquifoliales, Aquifoliaceae. The record is from the annotation of a GenBank genome assembly.